Messenger RNA from Leucoraja erinaceus (little skate), 8311 nucleotides. It is a transcript of the gene znfx1, whose product is annotated as zinc finger, NFX1-type containing 1. Gene Ontology annotation, cellular component: nuclear RNA-directed RNA polymerase complex. Bases 551 to 6448 code for a protein of 1965 amino acids. The transcript is spliced from 15 exons. The record is from RefSeq and is a predicted model, not a curated record. NCBI's taxonomy places the organism in Eukaryota, Metazoa, Chordata, Chondrichthyes, Rajiformes, Rajidae. Gene Ontology annotation, molecular function: helicase activity. Gene Ontology annotation, biological process: regulatory ncRNA-mediated heterochromatin formation.
ACGGAGGGGCACGGCUGGAAUUUUGGUGAACAUAACGUUAGUAACAAUGUAGCGACUGCAGGAGGAAUAGAUACAUUCCUCCUUCCAUCGGCCGCCGCCAGAUCUCGAGUCCAGACACAGAUUAUUCAUCUCAGCCCCGUCUACUGUGAACAAAGUCCCUGCAGGAAGUAAACUGCGCAAACACAAUCAGGAAGUAUUUUUUUGUUGUUUAAGUGCAGUGAAAGGCUGUUUAACACCAGGCAAAUUUCUGCAAAGAUCCCACCCCCCCCAUCUCCCCACCUCUCCUCCACAAAGGAGGUGGCCGCUUUGUGUUAUAAUCUGUUAUACGUGAUGGCCUGAUUCAGGAGUCGGCCCGGCUUGUUAUGUGCCUUCUGUGGAUAGUUCAUGUCCGCUGAAGCUGAUGUCACAAAGUGGGUGGAGAUUGGUGACCCAUUUCUAUUUCUCAAGUGCUUCGGUAUUUUAAUCUAAUUUUCCGAAAUGCUGUCUUGAGCAAAAACGAACAUUGUGUUGACUUGAUUCAGCAAACGGGAAGGAGACCAAGCUAUUUCAAAUGGAUUUUGGACUCAGGUGGAACGACCGUGAUGUUGAAAAGGACAAUCCAUUCAGGGAAGCAGCUGCAGCAGAACACCCAAGACGAAACCCUAGGAGGGGUGAUGUAUUCACGAUUUACCAAAGUAGGAAGGCAGCCUCUGCAGAACGUGCUUUACCACAAGGACAGCACUAUAAUAGGAACCAGAGAAAUGCUACAGGAGCACCAGACCGGAGAGGUGGAGCACAUCCAAGGAGAGCACUUUCAACUCCAAGGCCAGGGGAACUGCUACCGACCAGAGAGUUUGGGGGAAGGUACCAAGAAUGUAACUUUACUCCCAAUCCGAGGCAUACCAGCAAGAGGCAAAAUGCUGGCAGAGCGAAUCAAAGCGCAAUUGAUAGAGUCCCCGGAGCUCAGGGCAAUCGCCCAGGUCCGCAGCAGGGUAAAAGGGAUCAGCACCAUGAACGUAGACAAGAGCCAUGGAGAAGGAAUGACCUCCCCGAAGGAGGAAGAGGAAGGCAGGCAGAAAUGCAAGAUAAUCCACGCUUUCAGAGAAGAUCUCAUGAUGAGCACAUGAAGGACAAGGAACACUAUGUGAGAAAGUUGGGUUAUAAAACAUUGGAGAAUCUUUUGGAUAAAGAGUCAUCUGAAAUUGUUAUAACAUUAGCUUGCAGCGCUGGCAUGAUUGACCUAUUAAACCAACAACAAUUAAGUAUUGGUUUCAUCCAACUUAUUUGUAAGGUUUUGUGCAAGGCUUGCAAGUCUAAGACUGACCGUCAAAGCAUUCAGCAUCUUCUCGGUGUGGUAAAGGACUCUCAGUUUCUGAAGGUUCACUUGCCUCACUAUGUGGUUCAGAUGAGUAUAGAUUCAGUGCCUUCCCGGAGGGGGCAGUACCCUGAAUAUAUUGAAAAAAUUCUAUUCUUGCUUCAGGAGUUAAUAAGCAUCUUCCCUGCCAGUUCAGUUCAAGAGGUGUCUAUGGUAAUCUUGGUACUGGAGCCCACAGUGAAUAAUCUAAGGGCUGCUGGUGUUUCCAUUGGUGAAGAGAUUGAAAAUAACAUGGAAAAGAUCAAAAAUAUAAUUCAACACCUGCAGCAGAGAAAGCGAGAAGGAACACUCAAAACUGACACCCUCAUGAUGCUAGACAAUAAAGAAAUGAACCCUGAAGACAACUACAGAACAAUGACAAUAUACCCUACGUACAAUGAGGUGCAUCUUGAAGAGAGGCCAUUUCUGCGACCUAAUCUUAUUACUGAAAAGUAUGCGAAUGCUGAGGUGUACCUUGACACCCAUUUCCGUCUUCUAAGAGAAGACUUUGUGAGACCUUUGCGAGAAGGCAUCUUAGAUUUGCUUCAUAAUUAUGAUGUCAAGGGCCUCAGGAGGAAGAAAUUUGAUGACAUCAGGGUAUAUUUGAACACACGCAUCUUGGUUCCCCUCUGCUCAGCUAGCGGUGUUGGAUAUAAAGUUCAGUUUGACACGCAGCCCUUGAAGUGUAUCCGGUGGGAGAACUCAAAGCGUCUGCUCUACGGCUCACUUGUGUGUUUGUCCAAAGACAACUUUGAGACCUUGCUCUUUGCAACGGUGUCAGAUAGAGAUCCGAAGAAACUUAAGGAAGGCAUCGUUUAUCUGUCCUUUAAUGCACGAAGCCGACCAUUGCUUGCUGAGGUAGAACCCUCAGAUUGUUUCUUGAUGGUGGAAACAACAGCCUAUUUUGAAGCCUACCGUCAUGUUCUCGAAGGACUGCAGGAGAUACAAGCAGAAGAUGUUCCCUUCCAGAAGUAUAUUGUCAAUUGUAACACGGAUAUCCAGGCCCCAAAAUACUUGAAUUUCCAUAGUCGCUAUGAUCUUGAGCCACUAAUGAAGGAAAAAUCCAAACGCUCUGAAACGACUGGAGACCUCUUUGAAUUUUUGCACAAAAAGACCAAAAUCAAUGUACUUGACAAUGCAUCAUGGCCUUCAAAGGAAGAGCUCAACUUGGAUGAUUCACAGAUGCAAGCAAUGGAGAUGGCACUGACUAAGGAACUGGCCAUCAUACAAGGCCCGCCUGGAACAGGAAAAACCUAUGUAGGGUUAAAAAUUGUGCAAGCUCUCCUGCACAAUGAGGAAACGUGGCAAGCAUAUUCACAGAAGUCUCCAGUCUUGGUGGUAUGCUACACCAACCAUGCACUUGACCAGUUUCUUGAAGGUAUCUAUGGAUUUCUGCAUACUGGUCUGGUCAGGGUGGGUGGAAGGAGUAACAGCGAACUACUGAAAAGAUUCACCCUGAAGGAACUGAGGAAUACCAGGGAUUUCAGAAAAAAACUCCCUCAGCACCUGCGAGGAGCCUAUUUUGAAGUAACGAAUCAGAUGAGAGAAUCUGAGCAAAAAAUUUGCACCGCAGCAAGACAUUUGGAGUGCACAACACAAGGAGUUCUUCAUGAACAGUAUUUGGAAAAAUACAUAGCAGGACACUGGAACAGCAUGCAGAGUGGACUGAUUUUUGAUCAUAUGCUAUUACCUAGAGGAAGGCAUUCAAUAAUCUUAGAGUGGCUGGGCCUUGGCUUCAUGGGUGUGAGUGAAAUUCCAGGGGCAUCACCUCUAAACACGGAACAUGCAGAUGGACAGGAGGAUGAAGAUGAGGUUGAAGGUGAGGAGGAGGAAGAAGAUGAGUUGAUUCAUAUCCCCGAGGAAGCAGAACUCAUUCAGGCGGAGAGAGUGAUUGAUGGCAACGAGCUGAAAAUGAGGAACAGGAAGAAAGAAGAUGCUGAUAUUGCUGAACUGGCAAAUACAUUGCUAGCAAUGAAUCUUAACAAAAAGGGAAAUCGGGGAGCACAACCCAUGAAUGAUGAAGGCUGGAUCCAACCACGCGAACAGAAGAAGAAAAUGAAAAAGAAAGCAAAGGGGGAAUUGCAGAAGAGCGGCAUUAUGACUGCAGCGGAGCAGAAAAAAAUCACCAAUAUCUGGCUGCUUCCUCUCAAGGAUAGAUGGCGUCUUUACAGGUUGUGGUUGUCCAUGUAUCAGAUGGAUAUACGACGGCGGAUAAUUCAAGAUGAGCAGCUCUAUCAAGCAGCAGCGGACAGGCUGACAGAGUUGAGGCUGCAAGAAGACCUCUGGGUUCUAAAGGAAGCGAAAGUCGUCGGAAUGACAACUACAGGUGCAGCUAAAUACAGGAAGGUUCUACAGGAAGUACAGCCCCGGAUUGUGGUGGUAGAGGAAGCAGCGGAGGUUCUGGAAGCUCAUUUAAUAACAACACUCAGCAAUGCCUGCCAACAUCUCAUUUUGAUCGGAGACCAUCAGCAGCUUCGUCCAAGUGCAACAGUGUAUGAUCUGGCCAGAAACUUUCACUUGGAAGUUUCCUUAUUUGAGCGACUCGUAAAAGUGAACGUUCCAUUCGUACGGCUAGAUUACCAGCAUCGCAUGAGACCAGAAAUUGCUGAGCUUUUAACUCCUCACAUCUAUGAACAGUUGGAGAAUCACCCAUCUGUAAUGGAUUAUGAAAACAUUAAGGGAAUUUCAUCAAAUCUGUUCUUUGUAGAACACAAUUUCCCUGAAGAGGAAAUCCGGGAAGGGAAAAGCCAUCAAAACCAGCAUGAAGCUGCCUUUGUUGUAGCUCUGUGUCAUUACCUCAUCUGUCAAGACUACCAGCCUUCUCAGAUCACUAUCCUCACCACGUAUACAGGGCAGCUCUUCUGUCUACGCAAGAUGAUGCCUUCUGAAAAAUUUGUUGGUGUGAAGGUACAUGUAGUCGACAAAUAUCAGGGAGAGGAGAAUGACAUUAUCCUGCUCUCUCUAGUGAGAAGCAAUGAAUCGGGCAAAGUUGGAUUUUUGCAAAUAGCAAACAGAGUCUGUGUGGCACUCUCAAGAGCCAAGAAAGGUCUUUACUGCAUUGGAAACAUGAACAUUCUGGCAAAUGUUCCCCUUUGGAGCAAGAUUAUGCAUACCUUGCAUGCGAAAGGUAACAUUGGACAGUCAUUGUUGCUCACUUGCCAGAACCACCCAAAAACGAAGACCUUUGUAUCCAACAAGGAGGAUUUCAGCAAAGUGCCCGAGGGAGGUUGCAGCCUUCCAUGCGAAUACAGGCUGGAUUGCGGCCAUGUCUGCACAAGAGCAUGCCAUCCAUACGACGUCGAUCAUAAGAAAUUUAACUGCUUGAAACCAUGUCAGAAAGUAAUUUGCGGUGCUGGGCACAGAUGUACAAAAUCAUGCUAUGAGAAGUGUGGCAAGUGUCAGGUAAAAGUGGAUAAAAUCAUUCCGAAGUGUAAACAUAUGCAAAAGGUGCCUUGUUCCACGGAGCCAGAAAAGUUUGCCUGUAAAGAACCUUGUUCAAAAAUACUGUGCUGUGGCCAUAAAUGCACAGCGACUUGUGGGGAUGAAUGUGCAAAGUGCAGCCAGGAAGUCUCUAUCACCUUAAAAUGUGGUCAUAAGCAGCAAGUGGAAUGUUAUAUGGAAACGGCUGUAAGGCUAGGGAAUUGUGUUCCCUGCAGACAAAAAUGCAAAGCGCUCCUGGACUGUAAUCAUGACUGUCCUGGAUCUUGCCAUCUUUGCAAUGAGGGUCGCUUCCAUGAGAGUUGCAAACAGCCAUGCAAGCGUGUGCUGAUCUGCUCACAUGAGUGUUUGGAGCCCUGCACAAACCAGUGCCCUCCGUGUAAGCGGAACUGUGAAAACCUAUGCAAGCACAGUAAAUGCAGGAGGAAGUGUGGAGAGCUGUGCACUCCGUGUGUGGAGCCUUGUGAGUGGGCAUGUGAGCAUUACAGAUGUCAAAAGCUGUGCUCAGAGCCAUGCAACAGAGAACCGUGUAAUGAGCCCUGCAAGAAAUUGUUGAAGUGUCGGCAUCCUUGUGUCGGACUCUGUGGUGAACCGUGCCCGAAUAAAUGCCGUAAGUGUCACCAUGCUGAACUCACUGACAUUUUCUUUGGAACUGAGGAUGAACCUGAGGCCAGGUUUGUUCAGCUAGAAGACUGUAAACAUGUGUUUGAAGUGACUGGUUUUGACCAAUACAUGAAUUUGAACAAUGAAGACGAUAGUACGGUUAUAAAGCUGAAUGACUGUCCAAGGUGCCGAACACCCAUCAGGAAGAGUCUUCGAUAUGGAGCAAUGAUAAAAAAGAGCCUCGGCGAAAUUGAGAAAGUGAAGAAGCUUGUUCAGGGAGAUGCAGAAAAAAAGAAGCAAUCUGUAAAAAAAUUAGUGUCUCUCUUGUACACGCAAUCCAUUAUAGCCGAACAGUUUCCAGAUAUGCAUGAUAACUUGUUAUUCUCGUUGCAUUCAUCUGCACCUCCAAUAACUCUGUACAAUUUGACUGUCAUUGAAAAUAAAAUUGCAUUUCUGUGCAGGCUGGCUGAACUUAAAAGACAAGAAAUUAAAUUAAAUUUAUCCAUGAAGGGAAAGUUUAAUACAAAGUUGGCUGAGUGUUUGAAAUGGAUAAACAAACAGCGUGGGAGAUUUACAGAGCAGGAGCUUAAUGACCUGCAAAGAGAAAUUCAAAGGCUUACGUUCCUUGUCGACCUUUAUAUUCGGUGUAAUAAGGCAUCAAGCAAACAACUGGACCCUUCAACAGAACAGACUGUCGCACGUGUGCAGAAAAUCCUCGAAGGCACAAAGAAAUUCACUGAGGAGGAUGAAAAGUUUGUAGAAGAGAACAUGGAAAAAUUGAAGGUGGCUCUGCCUGACAAUGGCCUUGGUAUAUCUGAAAAUGAGAGAGUAAUGAUAGUCAAGGCAAUGGGCCUUCGUCAAGGCCAUUGGUACAAGUGUCCAAAUGGGCACGUCUAUGUCAUCACAGAAUGUGGAGGUGCCAUGGAAAAAACUAAAUGCCCAGAUUGUGAUGCAACAAUUGGAGGUACCAACCAUGCUUUGGAGGAUAGCAACGAGGUGGCUUCAGAAAUGGAUGGAGCUCAAUAUGCAGUCUGGUCAGAUACUGCUAACAUGUUAAAUUACGAAGAACUCUGAGACUUUUUCAGAUAAUGAACAAGGGCGGUCAUUCAUUCCUAUGCAUAAGAUCUUGUACUGUUUACAUUAAUGUUUAGAUUGCUUUAGCUGAAUAUGAUGAUCCUGUUGCAACACAUGGACAUCAAGCUUUUUUUUGAGGGGCGGUGCCCUCUGUUUCAUCCUUUGCAAAUGUAAGGCAAAAAAAUAAGGCUGAAUUACGCUGGGUUAUCUUGUGAUUUAUCUUAAAAUGAUUGUUUACUUUAGAGCAAUUGAAGAUCAGUCAUGUAUUUAAAAUGCUUUAAUCCAAAAUUAAUUUGGGUUAUGCAUGUGUUGUAGUCAAUGCUCUUUGUAAACCCCAAGACAAGUGAGGUAUGGGUGCACCUCUAUUAUGAGUUGCCCAUUCAUAUUAUUCUCUAAUUAUAUAGUUUGCUUCUACUUGUCAUUAAAAUGGGGGCAUUUGUUGUUUUUUCACUGGAAGGUAAUCUACUGUUUUAUUUGCAAAAGUGCACAUUUGGAACCAUCUAUAAAGAAAGGGACACGGUUUGUUUAGUUGAUUUUAUACUUUACAAAUUAAUGUCACUGUCCCUCUGACUGAUGUAAAACUGCAACCAUCAACUAAAGGGAUCGGAGAGCACUCAGGAAAUUUCUAUCUAAAUAUGGGUAUAAUCUUAAGUAAGCUUGGGGCUUUAGGAAUAGCCUGGGGAAACUCAAGUCAGGAGAAGCCAUGCUCCUGCCUUCUAGUGGGACAUUUGUCUUAGGUACUGUAGGCCAAACUAGGUGUGUACCUCCUCUUCCCCUAGACCCAAAUGCAUCAGAGAAAUUAGAUAUCAAGGAAACAAUGUGGUAUUGUUGUGAGUCCUCAACAACAAAAGAUUUAUUUUCAUCUAAAUUUUAAUAUUUUUUGGGCAAGUUUCAUCCUGAUGUGAAGACCCCUCUCUAAUCUUAAAUUUGUCAUAUAAACCAUUUCCACGCAGAAGAUGCUCUUACACAAUUUCAUGAAUUAAUUUAUCAAAAGAACAAAAAUUGAGUACGUUAGGUGGGUCCAAGCUUUGUGGAAGGUAUUGGUUAUUUUAGUCCAAAUAACAGAUCCCAAUUUCUACAAACCUUUCUUAAGAGCACACUCUCUAAGUCCAUCUAGGGUGGAGGAAGACCAAUGAUCUCAAUACAUUGCAGAGCUGCUGAAAACCUCACACUUGCCCUAGCUUCAUAUGCUGAGGUUUGAGGUGGGUGCAUUGUGACGUAUGAUCGAGGAGUAAUAGCCCAAGGUUAUAUCAAUUAAAAAUAAAUAAUGUUACAUUUAUAAGCAGUAAGCACUAAUCCAGCAGAUGAAGUAAUUAUGAAUCUCCAUAAGAACUGCACUACCCAACGUUAGGCACAUUAAAUGAGAACUGGACAAACAAUGGGCAAUAAGCAUAGAUGGACCGUAGUGCGAGCACACCCUGGGCAACACAGUCAGGGUUUUAACAUAGUUUGUUGACCAUGGAGUAUGGUUUCCUUCAAAACAAUGUCUGUCAUUUCGACUAAUGGUAAAUCUCUCCGCAAAGAUAUGUUCAAGCAAAAAUGUAAGAAGAUAAUUACCUACUAUCGAUAUUAUCCUUGUUCCCAGAGAAAGUGAAGAAUUUGCUUUGUUCCUAUUAUAGUGUGGUUGUAUGAAUGAUUUCUUAUCACUUUUCUGUGGUUUUAAUAGAAGGUCAUUUAGGCUUUAGCAGACUUAUGUUUUGCGAUAGAUGAUUUUGUAAGAAACAAAGCUGUUUGUCACAUUAAAUAAACUACUAACUACAGCAUUGUCUGCAACAAAUAUUGAACGGAAUUUGAAUAGCUUAUCCUUCAAAUGUAACUAAAUACAACGUCUGUAAUAAAACUCUCGAAAUAAGUGAAACAAAA